Molecule: messenger RNA, 2311 nt
Organism: Apus apus (common swift)
Lineage: Eukaryota; Metazoa; Chordata; Aves; Apodiformes; Apodidae
Product: transmembrane protein 209-like
Exons: 11
Coding region: 1-1722 (573 amino acids)
Cellular component (GO): membrane
Source: RefSeq, a predicted model, not a curated record
AUGGCGCCCUUGUGCCCUCGGCUCCCGGAGCCACCCGGGCCCCGGGGAGCACAGGCCCAGGGCUGGCUCCGCAGCAGCGCGGUCCCGGCCCCCCCGCCAUCUUCGCCCCCUGCCCAGCGCGGCCCACGCGCCGCCCGCCUCACGCGCCCCAUCCCGCCCAACCGGCCCAACGGCCGCGGCGCGAGCGCCCCCGCAGCACCAGGCGCCUUCCUCUGGCGGGGGAAGGAGCGUCCUGCCCUGCCUGCCCUGCCCCGGCGGGGAACUGCGUGUCCUCUCCCCUCUCCUGGCCCUCAGCCCUGCGGCAGGUACCGUGGUCCGCCCGGCUCCUCGGGCCUGCGCUGGGGGCAGUUGUCUGAGGGGGGCUGUCUAGAGGCGGGCAGGGGGCAGAUGUCGGGCCUCUGCUGUGGGACAGGGGUGCGGGCAGUGCGAGCUGUGGGGCUGCUGGUGUGUAACGGGGAGAGCGUGACGCCAGGACAGAGUCCAGCGACUUCCCUCAUGGACAGGACCAUCAAGAUGAGGCAAGAGGCUGAAGCCCGGAGAGUGGCCUUGGCCUGGGGACUCCUUCAUAUGUCUAUGGCAGGCAUGAUAUAUACUGCAAUGAGUGGAAGACUCAUCAGCUGCCACUGCAACAUCCCAUACGGGCCACUCUCUUGUAUUGGACUUGCACUUGCAUCUGUGUUCAGCGUGAACGCCCUGUUGGAUUUCUGGAGGUACUGCAAGUACACAGGGACACCGAGGAGCUGGGCCCCGAGUCCCGGCCAGCAGCCCCUGCUGGGCUGGCAGAGUGCAGCUCCACCCACUGUGCUGGCAGCAAAGACAGUCCCGUCUGCGACGCCUUCUGCUCCCAUCCAGGGUCAGACGGUGCUGAGUUACAGCCCGUCCCGCUCCCCCAGAGCCAGCCCAAGGUUUCCCCCUGCUUAUCUCACGGGGUACAGGCCUCAGCUACAGGCUGCCUCAAGCAGCAGCCCCUCCUUUGGCAGAGCUGUAACUCGCUCACCCAGCAGCAGCUACAAGGUUUACGGCUUCAGCCCCUCUUCCAGUGGAUCCCUGUACGCCAGCAGUAUUGGAAGAGUGCAAAGGAUCAGGCUGAAGCCUUGUCACCACGCUUCACCCUUUCUCUAUCAUGCUCCUACUGCCAAGGAAGACUACAUGACAGACCUCAAGUCACUGCAGACCUUCCUUCAAAAUGAAGAGAAGAAACAACGCAGAGUUCAGCUGGGAAGUUCCGAUUCCAGCUCUCCUUCCAGCAGCCCAACUUCUGGGAACCACAGAUGCUUCACAGCAGACUCGGCGCUGGUGCUGCUGAACUACGAGUACCAGCUGGCUUGCCUGCCCCGGGCUCCGCCAGCACACAGGGACAGAGCUGGUCUGAGCUCCAAGCAGGCUGCAGAAGAGCAUCAUGAAGAUCUUUGUGCUGCCCGUGCCGCGACGUCUGCAGAAAGGGCUGCUGCUGAGCUGCUGGAGAAUACCAGUGUUCUGUGUGUAUCAGUGACAGAAGAGAGACCUGAGCCCAUCAACACUUCAGCAGGAGGGAGAGGGCCAUCAGAAGAAGCCACGUGCAGGAAGGGAAGACCCAGCUCACAUGAUGGCCAGUCCCCUGGCUUCUCCUUGGACCCUGCCUUGGUCUGCUGGCCAGCAUGCAGCUGGGGAUGUGCUGGCACUGACAUUGGGCAGUUGGUCUCCAUGGCAGCGAGUGCACGGACAAAUACCAGUUGGAUGUAGCCUGCGAGCGGGGCUGCUUUCGGGAGGAAGGAAGAGGAGAGUGAGAAGAGAGUGACCGUGGAUGGGCAGAUGUGCGGCAGCUGCCAGCUGGACCAUCUCACCUAUGUUGUUUGUUGUUUUUCAAAGAAACACCCACCUCUGUUUGUUUGCCUUCAUCUUCAUUUUGUAGGGUAUUGGCCAUGCCCUUUCUUUCACCUUUUCAAUGGCACUUUCUACCCGCUCAGUUACUUGUUGGUUUAGUGCUUUUAAAUACUUUUAAGUACAUCUUCAGAGUAGGUUUUUACCGUUUAAAAUAUGAUUGUAUUUAUCCUCCUAGUAGAUGCUAAGUUUUUAAUAGCUGUACCUUAGUAGUUCUGUUAGGUACUGUUGCAUGUUUAUUCCUAUUUAUUUUAGACAGUAUUUGAAGGGUAAGGGUGUAUACAGUCUGUAUUUGUAUUUAAAUAUUUUAAUAUGUUAAUUGUACGAGGUUCUGGAGCCGGAUCUCCGGCAGUGACAAGAUGGGUUUAACUCUGGCUUUGUUCAUGGGGACUUGUUCCACCUCGAGGAUGUUCUUUUAUACUGCUGCUUAGCAUAAACUUUUAUUCCGACA